CAUUCUUCCUUUCACAAUCCUGGUGAUGCCAUCUCACACUUCAAUCGCAUGCUUCAAAUGCCUUCUACCCCACCCAUCUUCGAAUUCAACAAGGUUUUAACUUCACUUGUUAAGACGAAGCAUUACUCCACCGCCAUUUCACUUUCUCACCAAAUGGAGUUCACUGGAAUUAUGCCAGACAUUGUUACUCUCAACAUCCUCAUCAAUUGCUACUGCUACCUAGGUCAAAUUACUUCAGCCUUUUCUGUACUGGCCAACAUUCUCAAGAGAGGUUAUCAGCCUGAUACCAUCACUUUGAAUACUCUCAUCAAAGGUCUCUGUCUUCAUGGCAAGGUCCCCAAAGCACUGCAAUUUCAUGAUGACGUGCUGGCAAAGGGAUUUCUGUUGAAUCAAGUCAGUUACGCGACCUUGAUCAAUGGGCUAUGUAAAAUUAGGGAAACAAGAGCUGCUUUGGAGUUGCUUAGGCGGAUUGAAGGGCGAGGGAUUAAACCUGAUGUGGUAAUGUACAACACCAUCAUCGAUAGCCUGUGUAAAGAUAAACUUGUAAGUGAUGCUUGCAAUUUAUAUUCCGAAAUGCUUGCAAAGAGAAUCGACUCAGAUGUUUAUACUUAUAAUACAUUGGUCGAUGCUCUAUGUAAGGAAGGGAAGGUGAAAGAAGCUAAAAAUGUGUUAGCUGUGAUGUUGAAACAAGGUGUGAAACCUGAUGUUGUUACUUAUAAUUCCUUGAUGGAUGGGUAUUGCCUGGUUAAUGAAGUGAAUAAAGCCCAAGAUGUAUUCAAUGCUAUGGCUCGGAGGGGAGUGACUCCUAAUGUUCAGAGCUACUCUAUUAUGAUUAAUGGAUUAUGUAAGAUUAAAAUGGUGGAUGAAGCCUUGAAUCUCCUUGCAGAAAUGGAUUACAAAAAGGUUGUUCCUGAUACAGUUACCUACAGUUCUCUUAUUGAUGGUUUAUGCAAAUCAGGGAGAAUCUCUCAUGCUUGGGAGCUCCUUGAUGAGAUGCAUGCUAGAGGUACACCACCUGAUGUAAUCACUUACAAUUCUUUCUUGGAUGCUUUAUGCAAAAGCCACCAUGUUGAUAAGGGAAUUGCUUUAAUCAAUAAAAUUAUAGACAAGGGUAUUCAGCCAGAUAUGUGCACAUACACUAUACUUCUGGAUGGACUAUGCAAAGCUGGAAGACUUAGGAAUGCGCAAGAGAUUUUUCAGGUUCUUGUGACUAAAGGCUAUCAUAUAAAUGUCCAUACUUAUACUGUUAUGAUCAAUGGGCUUUGUAAAGAAGGCUUGUUUGAUGAAGCGUUGGCCUUACUGUCAAAAAUGGAAAAUGAGGGAUGUAUUCCAAAUGCUAUAACUUUUGAAACAAUUAUUCAUUCACUCUUUGAAAAAGGUGAGAAUGACAAGGCUGAGAAACUUCUUCGUGAAAUCAUUGCUAGAGGUCUACUGGAAAAAAUUUAG
Messenger RNA from Lotus japonicus, 1446 nucleotides. Its product is annotated as putative pentatricopeptide repeat-containing protein At1g12700, mitochondrial. The coding region runs from base 49 to 1446 and encodes 465 amino acids. The transcript is spliced from 2 exons. The record is from RefSeq and is a predicted model, not a curated record. NCBI's taxonomy places the organism in Eukaryota, Viridiplantae, Streptophyta, Magnoliopsida, Fabales, Fabaceae. Gene Ontology annotation, molecular function: protein binding.